Molecule: messenger RNA, 1251 nt
Organism: Magnolia sinica
Lineage: Eukaryota; Viridiplantae; Streptophyta; Magnoliopsida; Magnoliales; Magnoliaceae
Exons: 1
Coding region: 178-630 (150 amino acids)
Source: RefSeq, a predicted model, not a curated record
UCCCAUCCUUUUAGAACGUUACUUUCAAAUAUUCCCAUAUAUUUCUUUUUCAAACUACUUCACAUGCUUACCAUCCCCCCCAACUUCCCUUCUUUAUUAAAACCAUAACUCCCUCCUUUUCUUUUUCUCUCAUUCAAGCCUCCAAAACUCUCCUUCUUCUUCUCUCUUUCACCAGCCAUGGGCAAUUGCUUCAUUCUUCUAAGGCCCACCAUACCAAAAGGCCACGAUCACAUCCUCCGUGUCAUGAAAACCGACGAAAAGAUCCUAGAGUACAGAGUCCCAAUCCUCGUCAAGGAUCUUCUCUUGAAUUUCGACGGCUACCAGAUCGGUAUCUCAAGAAAAUCCACCCAAUAUCUCCCACUCGACUACGAACUGCGGCUUGGGCAGAUGUACUAUCUUCUCCCAUCAGUCGACGACGAACAGAAAUCACUUCCUACGGACGAUGUUUGCUCGGGUGGUUCUAAACGGAUCAAGGUGAUUAUUACAAAGCAACAGCUUCAAGAGCUGCUGUCGAAGAAGGUGUCGUUGGAAGAUGUCCUUUCAGAUUUUCAGAGAGGAGACAGCGUCGACUCGAUGGAGAGCUGGCGGCCUAAGCUAGAGACCAUACCGGAAGGGAAUGAAUAUAGUUAGUUGAAGGUAGACGACCCGACCCGCUUUGUUCUUCUUCAUCUAACCGUGAAAUUUUAGUACUCAGUAUAGGGAGGGUAGAAGAGAAUACACAGACAGUGAAUAUAAACAGCAUCAAAAGAUUAUACCAAUGAUUAGCCAUAGAGAUGUUUCGUUAUGGUUGUAGUGUCAGAUACAGUUAUAAUCGACAGAGAGAAAGACAACGAUUAUCAAUGAAGAAAUUUCUCUGUGUAUAUGGAAUGCAUUUCAUGCUGUAUUGUAGAGAAUACUCUCUGUUUUCAAAACCAUUUCCAUUUAGAGAGAAUUUACAUUGCAUAAACAAGGAAAUUAGAAAACCCCCAGAGAGAGAUUUGUAUUUAAAAAUGAAAGAUAUAAAAGGCGUUCUCGUUUUCGAAAUAACGCGUUGCACGAAUUGGUAUUUUGUGAAGCAUCUAACGUAAUUAUUAGUGUUGCUCAUAUAUUUAGAUGUUCUAUGGCAUGUUUGGAUGCUCGAUUGAAUCGAAUCUCAAUGGAAUCAAUUCCAUAAAGAGGUAAUUUGGUGAGAUCAUUUAAUUUAUAAUGACGAUCCCUGUGUUUCAAGUUUGGACUUUUGAGUUUAGAUGAAGGUGGUGGUAGUUGUUGGGA